AACAAAGACUGAACAAGUUGUUACUCUUUGUUAGAAACCAAGUGAUCAAAUCUGAUUAAGCAAAUUGGAAUUGUUAUCAUGAGAUAAUCAGAGUCGUUUGUUGAUUGUUAAAAGAAAAAGUUAAUCUUUACUGAUAAAAAGUAUAACCUGAGUGCUGAAUUAUAUUCUGGUUUAAGUUCAAAAUCUUUACUUGUUGCUAUCUAAAGUAUUUGUUUGUUUCCAUUGUUGAUUUGAUCAAUUUUUGUACCACAAUAAUGGCUAUUCUUCAAUUAGUAAAAUCUUCUGCUGUAAGAUCAAUUAGACAAUUAAGUAAUGCUUCUGGUUCCGAUGUUGUUGUUGUUUCUGCCCUUCGGACACCAAUUGGCUCAUUUAGAGGAUCAUUGUCACAAUUAAGUGCUGCUCAAAUGGCCACUCAGGUGUUUAAAGCUUUAAUCAGUCAAUCAGGCCUUAAACCUGAGCAAAUUGAUGAAGUGAUUAUGGGACACAUUUUGACUCAUGGUGGUGGACAACAUCCAACUCGCCAAGCAGUAAUAAACUCGGGCCUUCCAUCAAGCACAGUUACAUCAACAGUUAAUAAAUUAUGUGCUUCAGGUAUGAAGUCACUUAUGCUUGCAUCCGGUUUAUUGUCACUUAAACAAGCAAAUAUCAUGAUUGCCGGUGGAAUGGAGAGUAUGUCAAAUGUCCCUUACGUUUUGAAAAGAGGUGACACCAACUAUGGACACACUACAUUGCAUGAUGCUCUUCUAUCUGAUGGACUUAUGGACGCUUUUCACAAUAUUCACAUGGGAAAUUGUGGUGAAAAUACUGCUAAAAAGUACGGUAUCACCCGAGAAGAUCAAGAUAAAUUUGCAAUCUCAAGUUAUGAGAAAAGUGCUGCCGCAGCUAAAUCUGGACUAUUCGACAAGGAAAGGAUUUCUGUUACCGUUCCCGAUCGAAAAACUGGAACCAAGACAAUUAGUGACGAUGAAGAGUAUCACAAGGUUGAUUUCGGUAAAUUGGCAAGUCUUAAAAGUGUCUUCCAAAAAGACGGAACCAUUACCGCUGCCAAUUCUUCUAAAUUAAACGAUGGAGCCGCUGGUUGUAUUCUGAUGCGAUCAGAAACUGCUAAGGAACAUGGAUUGAAACCAUUGAUAAGAAUCGUAGAUUAUGCUGACAAUGAAUUGGAUCCAAUUGAUUUCCCUGUCGCUCCUGUUGGUGCUAUUAAAAAAUUACUCUCUCGUAAUGGAAUCAGUAAAGAUGAUGUCAAAAUGUGGGAAAUUAAUGAAGCUUUUAGUUGUGUUCCCUUGGCUCAUAUUAAGAUUCUUGAAUUGGAUUCAAGUAAAGUCAACAUUCACGGUGGUGCUGUUGCCCUGGGUCACCCUGUUGCUGCUUCUGGAACCCGAAUCGUUGCUCAUUUAGCUCAUACUCUUAAAUCUGGUGAAUUUGGAAUCGCUGCAAUUUGUAAUGGCGGUGGUGGUUCAUCCGCUAUGCUCGUUCAAGCAGUUUAGUCAGAUUCCAAUCGCAACUAUUACAGAAAAAGAGAAAUUUUCUUCCAAUUUCUUUAAUAUUUGUAACGACCAUUAAUCCAUAGUCACUGUUAAUAUUUCCAGCGAUUUGGAUUAACAAUUUUGUGCCGAAAUUAUAAAAGCAAAAAUUAUAUUCUAAGAGAAAAAAAAACUUAUAUACAAAUUGGAUAAUAAAUUUGUUUUAAAAGAAAAA
This is a messenger RNA of Panonychus citri (citrus red mite), 1698 nucleotides long. RefSeq names its product acetyl-CoA acetyltransferase, mitochondrial-like. The record is from RefSeq and is a predicted model, not a curated record. NCBI's taxonomy places the organism in Eukaryota, Metazoa, Arthropoda, Arachnida, Trombidiformes, Tetranychidae. Gene Ontology annotation, biological process: fatty acid beta-oxidation. Gene Ontology annotation, molecular function: acetyl-CoA C-acetyltransferase activity. Bases 255 to 1487 code for a protein of 410 amino acids. The transcript has 2 exons.